AUGGCUAUUUCCGCCACUCGUGGGAAACUAAUUGCAGUAAUAGGAGAUGAAGAUACAUGUACCGGGUUUCUACUUAGUGGUACUGGCGAGGUUGACAAAAAUCGAAAACCUAAUUUUUUCGUCGUUGAUAAAAAUACAUCAUUAAUUGAUGUUGAAGAUGUGUUUCGAUCUUUUGUAGGUCGCGAUGAUAUUGCUAUUAUUCUAAUUGUACAAAAUGUUGCCGAGAUGAUUCGUCAUCUUAUAGACUCACACAACGUCGCCAUACCGGCAAUAUUGGAAAUACCUAACCGUGAUAUUCCUUAUGACGCUAGCAAAGACACUAUUUUGAAGAGAGCGAAAGGUUUAUUUAGUGCUGAGGAUUUCCGUUGA
Messenger RNA from Schistosoma turkestanicum, 369 nucleotides. NCBI's taxonomy places the organism in Eukaryota, Metazoa, Platyhelminthes, Trematoda, Strigeidida, Schistosomatidae. The record is from the annotation of a GenBank genome assembly.